Molecule: messenger RNA, 3328 nt
Organism: Patiria miniata (bat star)
Lineage: Eukaryota; Metazoa; Echinodermata; Asteroidea; Valvatida; Asterinidae
Product: arylsulfatase B-like
Exons: 8
Coding region: 357-2096 (579 amino acids)
Source: RefSeq, a predicted model, not a curated record
GCGCCCAACGCCCAAAGCAUGCCAGCACACCCGUGUCACCAGCCAUACGAUGAAGAGUUUGAAAAUACGCAUUACGUCUGUACGUUAUGAUGAGUUUAUCGAGGGAAGACGUAAUAGGAAUUUUUGUCAUUAAAUCAGGUUCUUCUACUGUUAUUUCAGUUUCAUGAUAAUCAGGCAAACAAGGAUCCGUAUCUGUAACCAGACCGAUAAUUGGAGUGAAUGUUACAUGUGAGAGGGUGUUCGAUGAGGUGUAUAUAAUACAGCUUCUGCCUUCUCCAGCUAAACAGCAAGAGUGACAACGAAUCUAAAUAUUCGAAGAGAUCACGUCUUCCUGGAAAUUUGGGCAUCAUUUCAAUAUGGCUGUCUCCACUUCAUGUCAACGCAGGUUAGGAUUGUCGGGAAUGAACAGUGGCCGACGGAAACUCUUGAUUGCAUUAUCGUUGCUGCUGGUGAUGGCAAGCUUGUACAUGUAUCUGAAAAUGACCGAAUCGCUGAACACCCCUGGAAGCGAUAGCAACAAGAAUUUACGCCAAACAAGUAGGGAAUUCACCAACAAACCAAAUAGUGCCGAGGAGAGGAGUGGUCAUCCUACUGAUCAACUGGUCAGUGCGGAAAGGAGUGGUCAUCCCACAUCGGAUCAACUGGUCAAUGCAGGAAAGAAACAGCAACCGAACAUUGUCUUCAUUCUCGCUGAUGAUUAUGGUUACUCUGACAUUGGUUACCAUGGCUCUGUAAUCAAGACACCCGUUUUGGAUAGACUUGCCGCAGAGGGCGUUAAACUUAAUAACUACUACGUUCAGCCGAUCUGCACUCCAACCAGGACGCAGUUGAUGACUGGGAGAUACCAGAUUCACACGGGUUUCCAGCAUGCCGUCCUGGAACCACAAAUGCCAAGUUGUCUUCCUUUAGAUGAAAUCACCAUAGCUCAAAAACUAAAAGAGGCGGGCUACUCCACCCACAUUGUGGGCAAGUGGCACCUAGGAUUCUACAAGAAAGCUUGCUGGCCUACUCGUCGAGGGUUCGAUACGUUCUUUGGAUUCUUAGAGGGAAGUGGUACUUAUUUUUCGCACAUGAGGAACUCAUAUUAUGACUUCCGAGACCAAGAGGAUGUGGCCUGGCAGUAUAAGGGGCAAUAUUCAACUCAUCUCUUCGCCAAACGAGCUCAGGAGAUCAUUACUAAGAAAGACAAAGACAAGCCGUUUUUCCUGUUCGUGUCAAUGCAAGCUGUUCACAUUCCUCUCCAAGUACCAGACUCUUACGUACAUCAAUACGAACACAUCAUCAGUAGCAAGCCAAGGCAGAAAUAUGCCGCUAUGACUACUUGCAUGGACGAAGCUGUCGGCAACAUUACCAGAACCUUGGAGGAACUUAGUCUGUGGAAUAAUACAUUGCUGAUUUUCUCAACAGACAAUGGUGGAGCACCCGAGGCAGGUGCGUUCAAUUGGCCUCUACGGGGCAGAAAGAAGAGCCUAUGGGAAGGCGGCAUACGCGGCAUUGGAUUCGUGCACAGUCCACUACUAGAUCAUCACGUUAGAGGCACUGAAAGUAACCAACUCAUCCAUGUGAGUGAUUGGUUUCCUACGAUUGUAUCGGGCCUGGCUGGCGGUAGUCUGAACGGCACGAAGCCUCUUGAUGGAUACAACCUUUGGGAUUCAAUCAGGUCUGGUACCCCUUCACCACGCCAGGAAAUCCUGCAUAACAUCGACCCUUUUGAAGGUCACGGUCACCGUCCCUUCAGUCACAGUCUGUACAACAAUUUCACUUUCACGCCGUCAAUGAGAGCUGCCGUGCGAGUAGGUGACUGGAAACUCUUGACUGGACCUGUUGGCGAUGGCCACUGGACUCCUCCACCAGAAUCCGGUAAAGCAACGAUACGUUCCAAACUCAAACCUCACCAGAAUGUCUGGCUGUUUAACGUCAAAACGGAUCCCAAUGAGGAGAAUGAUAUGUCGGAGGAGAGACCGGACAUACUCCAGAGACUGAUGGAUCGCCUUCAGGAAUAUUACAGCACCUCAGUCCCAGUGAUUUAUCCGGAGAGCGACAAGAGAGGACAUCCCAAAAAGAUUGGUGUCAAUUAUUGGACCAAUUGGAUGUAAAAACUUCAUACACUGAAUGGUCUGCUGAUAACAAAGAUAGGGUUAGGUAGACUCCAGAAUGCCAUGCAACCAUACAUGCACACGCAUGCAGUAUAACCAGUUUGUGCAGAUUGAGAAUAGGGACGUGAUACUUGUACUGGAGCACUGACGUUUUCACUAAACUGAACUUGCUGACAGUGCCCAUGCAUUGAAGCAGUUGUCGUCCAUCUUUGGUCCACCAAAAGGCACGCGCACUAAACACAUUUUCUUUUUACAGAUGGUUAGUGAAUAUAUUGUAUUUCGUCUUUAUAUAUCGGUUUUGCAUGUAUACAUGAACGUGUAGUCUCCACCCUCUUACAGACUAUCGGGGCCUGGUUUGCAAAUCGAUAUAAAGCCAUACAAUUCGGUGGAGAUUGUCACUGAUGCAUGACGAAAAAAACCUGAAGCAGGGCAAGCGAUGUAAUUGUUUAAUGCAAUCCUUGUGUCCCAUUUAACCCUGUUUUCAAGUUUUGGUUUGUCAUUUUCAAGGGUGAUUGUGGUGCCUUUUUGCGAAUUUCCACAUUUACGAGCAAAAGUGUUAUGUCAUUUCAGACAUAAACCUCAAUGUUACAGCUAUUUCAAAGUUACCGGAAAUUUGGUUAUUUCGCUGUCGUAAAUUAUCUUUUCUUUGGUGAUUCGUCGUUGUGUGUGUUCGUGGCAGUACGCGAAUAGCAAACUUUUCUCACCAGUAUUUUCAAUAAGCACAUUUUCAGGUUCACAAUUUGAACCGAAAACCCCACAACAGAAUUAUGUGUCUUCCUGAAAUGACACAUCAACAGAGCCCUCAAUUGACGGGAAAAGCAUAAAAUUGUUUAAUGUUUAAAGAAGUGUACUUUUCAGUACAAUUAACCCAAAAGGCCUUUUUUAAAAUACAUUUAGGAGUAGAAUGUUGCACACAAUAUUAUGUUGCCAAGAAAUAUGCACUUCAUUGACCCUUAAGUUAAAAUAGUGCCUAAAAUAUUAAACUACAGUACAUGUAUAAGUAGCGACUCAAUACGGGAGGUACAUGUAUAUUGUUUCAUCUGUUUGUGAUACUUCAGUGUAUAUGCGAUAGUUGCAUAAUAUUUUCCCAAACUUUGUGAAAAAUUCUUCUGUAUUUUUGCUAAAUGGCCGACAAUGCCAACCUGUUUUUAUAAUUAUUUUUUUUUAAAUUUAACCAGUGGUAUAGUAAAAAAGGAAAAUUAAACAAAGCUAUCUGAUUUUCGGUUCAGAAA